AUGAGAGCUUCACAAUGGACUUCCAUUCAGGGCACUAUCGAGAAGAGUCUCAGAGUGAACAACAAUGCAGCCUUGCCAAAGUCUGCAAAUUCGCUCGCCAAGGACCAGACUCUCGUCAAGGUUCACUAUGCCGCUCUCAACCCCGUCGACUACAAGCUGCCAGAAGCUCCCAUUGUCGGCAACUUGGCUAUCUCCAAGCCAGCAUCACCUUGUAUGGACUUCGCUGGCGUAGUCGUGAAGACCACGAGAAGCGAUUUGCAGCCUGGUCAAGCCGUUUUCGGCAAGACGGAGCCUCCUCUUUUCGGUGCUAUGGCCGAGUACCUGGUCGCUGGCCGUGAUGGAACUAUCGCUCUUCCUGAUGGCGUCAGAUCCGAGGAUGCCGCCUGCGUUGGUGUCGCUGGUUUGACCGCCUAUCAAUGCAUCGUCCCCAAUGUCAAGGCUGGAGACAAGAUUUUCAUCAACGGUGGAUCAGGAGGCACUGGCUCUUUCGGUAUCCAAUUUGCCAAGGCCAUGGGUUGUGAGGUCACAACGACAUGCUCUGGACCAAAUGUGGAACUCUGCAAGAGCCUGGGCGCCGACGAGGUAAUCGAUUACCGAACUCAAGACGUCCAUGAGAUAUUCCUACGCAGUGGUAGGCGCUUCGAUCUCAUCGUCGACUUUGUCGGCUCUCCAGAGCUGUAUUGGCAGGCUCACGACUGGUCCAAGGAAGGUGCGAAGGUCGUCAACGUUGGAGCAACUAUGAGCAUGGACUUCUUCCGUCGCCUACUACCCAUCUUCCUCCUGCCAAGAUUUCUAGGAGGCGGUAAGAUGAAGUACGAAUUUCUUACAUGUCACGCUAAAGAAGCCGACUUCAAGCAAAUUGGACAGUGGAUGGCCGAAGGGAAGGUCAAGCCUGUCAUCGCUGAGAUAUUCAGUCUUGAAGACGUACCGAAGGCUUUCGAAACACUCAAGACUGGCCGUGUCCGUGGCAAGUUGGUUGUCAAAGUUUCGAAUGAGUAA
Messenger RNA from Aureobasidium melanogenum CBS 110374, 999 nucleotides. RefSeq names its product NAD(P)-binding protein. Gene Ontology annotation, molecular function: oxidoreductase activity. Bases 1 to 999 code for a protein of 332 amino acids. The record is from RefSeq and is a predicted model, not a curated record. The transcript has a single exon. Lineage: Eukaryota; Fungi; Ascomycota; Dothideomycetes; Dothideales; Saccotheciaceae.